Messenger RNA from Physella acuta, 1772 nucleotides. RefSeq names its product beta-1,4-galactosyltransferase 4. Gene Ontology annotation, cellular component: Golgi apparatus. Gene Ontology annotation, biological process: carbohydrate metabolic process; glycosphingolipid biosynthetic process. Lineage: Eukaryota; Metazoa; Mollusca; Gastropoda; Physidae. The record is from RefSeq and is a predicted model, not a curated record. Gene Ontology annotation, molecular function: galactosyltransferase activity; N-acetyl-beta-glucosaminyl-derivative 4-beta-N-acetylgalactosaminyltransferase activity.
AAAGAAACUAAAAGCUGAAUCCUUCCGUUAGACCUACUUCUUACUAAAUCUAGAUCUAGUAGUAGACCUUGCAAGUACAAAAAUAAUAAAAUAUAGCCAUCUGCAGUAGAGAAGAAAAAUGCUUGGAUUGCUGUUUCCCUGUUUUAGCAGCCGGAAAAAGAAUUUGAUCAUUCAACUGCUGAUUCUCAUUUAUUUGGGUUUGGUUGCUUUUGCUUUGUUUAACUACUGCAACCAUUGUGCUGUGACGUCACCUAGAAGUUUAAUGGAUCCAGCCAAUAUUGAAGUUUCGGUUCGAGGAGAUUGCACACUGGACUUUGAUAAGCUAGGUGUUCAAGAAGUUCAUAAGUAUGAUGAUCCCAGUGAAGAAAGUAUAAUCGCGGCUAAUCCAAAUGUAACACGAGGAGGAAAAUGGGCCCCUACUGAUUGUAAAGCAUGGCAGAAAGUUGCCAUUAUUUUACCUUAUAGAGAUCGCGUCCAUCCUCUGAAGCUCUUAUUGCGGCGCCUUCAUCCCAUGCUUCAAAUACAGAAACUUGACUACCAGAUUUUUGUUAUAGAACAGGCAGGAACAGGGCAGUUCAAUCGAGGAAAGCUGUUCAAUGUCGGCUUCAUGGAGGCUAUCAAGUCCCAGGAUUUUGAUUGUCUAAUCUUCCACGAUGUUGACCUGCUGCCAGAGGAUGACCGCAACUUGUACUUGUGUGAUGAGCAUGGGCGCCACCUGGAGACCGCCACAGAUGAUCUCAGAUACCAUUUGAAAUACUACAACUAUGCAGGCGGAGUUGUUGCUAUUAACGCAUUCAACUUUCAGCGCAUCAAUGGAUUUGCUAACUCCUACUGGGGUUGGGGCAAUGAAGAUGAUGAUUUUUCAGCCAGAAUUACAGAGUCAGGCCUGUUACUCACUAGACCACCAGAGAUCAUUGGCAGAUACCAGAUGGUUCCACACAUGAAAAACUCCAGAUCUUCUUCUGGAAAUGGAAUGUUUUUUGGAUGGAGAAGAAGAUGGCAGACAGAUGGGCUCAAUGACCCUGUGGGAAUGAACUACACAGUGGUCAGCAUAGAAGCUGCUCCACUGUUUACCAAAGUGACUGUGGAUAUCGGGGCUCCACCACCUGAUAUGGAUGUCUACAUGAAGGACCACUCCCAGGAUAUCUCGCUCUGGUGGUUUCUAUCAUUCUACUAUCCAUAACUUCCGCUGUUGUUCAAUGAGGAGAGAAGAACUUCCUGGCACCAGACUUCUGCUCAACUACAUGUAACUUUUUAAAUGUACUUUUAAUAUACUUGUUGUGACAAGGGAUCUUUCAUUUUUAUGGUUAAUGGAGUAUUUUGGAAUAUCAUUGAUGUAGUUUUGUCCCUUGUUUUUAACCUGUAAUCUUUAGCAUUACAAAAAAUAUGAGCAAGACUACAUAUAAGAACUUUAUAUGUUUUGUAGUUUUUUUUUGUGUGUGCUGGUGAUUGCAAAUUACAUUAUUUUAAAAAAUGAGACAAUCUUUGUUAUUGUUAAACAUACAUUCAGAUUGUGCAAGGGUUAGAGCUACUGAAGUGAGUUUAUGAUUUGUUGUGCAGUUUUGUUGUGAACCCACUUGCAGAGUAUUUUGUACACAUUCUCUCAUAUCCAUAAUCCACUUUUCAUUCUCUAAUGUCUAUAAUUUAUUUAUCAUUCUCUCAUAUGUAUAAUCCAUUUUUGAAUCUGAUUGAUUUAGCUUUGAUUAUUGUGUUCAUGUUAAAUUGUAUUAAAAUGGUCUAUACUGCUGGUAAUUAACUUGUAUUUAUGCAAA